AGAGCUACAACAUGGCGUCAGCGUCUUCUCAGGAGGAGGACUCCUUCACUUGUCCAGUCUGUCUGGAGCUGUUGAGGGAUCCGGUGACUAUUCUCUGUGGACAUAAUUUCUGUAUGAGGUGCAUUAAUGGCUGGUGGGAUCAGGAGGACAGGAAAAGGAAAUACAGCUGCCCCCUGUGCAAACACACCUUCGACUCCAGACCUGUCGUCUACAAAAACUCUCUGAUUGCUGAAAUAGUGGAGAUGUUCAGGAAGACAAUCAUCCAAACUGCUGCUACUGCUCGCCGCUAUGUUGGACCUGGAGAUGUGGCAUGUGACGUCUGCACCAAGAGAAAACUCAAAGCUGUCAAGUCCUGUCUGGAGUGUCUGAUGUCUUUCUGUGACACUCAUUUAAAAACUCACAAUGAACUUCAUGGUGAAUAUCACACCAUCGUUGAUGCCACAGGCCAGCUACAGGAGAGGAUCUGUCCGCGUCAUAAGAAGCCUUUUGAAAUAUUCUGUCGCACCGACCAGAGUUGCAUCUGCUAUCUGUGUACAAUGGACGAUCAUAAAGGCCACGACACGAUCACGGCUACGGCGGAAUGGGGGCAGAAAAAGGAGGGGUUGGGGCAGAGCCAGAGGAGAUGCCAGCAGAUAAUCCAGUUGAAGGAGAAGGAGCUGCAGGAGCUGAGGAAGGCUGUGGAGACUCUCAAGUCUGGUGCAAAGACAGCUGUGGAGGACAGUGAGAGGAUGUUUACUGAGAUGAUCCGCUCCAUUGAGAGAAGGUGCUCUGAGGUGACAGAGCUGAUCAGAGCUCAGGAGAAGGCUGAGGUGAGUCGAGCUGAAGGACUCCUGAAGCGACUGGAGCAGGAGAUUGCUGAGCUGAAGAAGACAGAUGCUGAGAUGAAGCAGCUUUCACUGACUCAGGAUCCCAUCUACUUUCUCAAGUCUCACUUCACUCUGGAUCCAAAUACAGCACUUGAAGAACUCCAUCUGUCUGAGGGGAACAGGAGGGUGGAGUGGAUACCUGGGGCCCCUCAGCCAUAUCCUCGUCAUCCAGAAAGAUUUAAUGAGUAUCCUCAGGUGCUGUGUAGAGAGGGUGUGUCUGCACGCUGCUACUGGGAGGUUGAGUGGAGUGGAGGGGUUUUUAUAGCAGUGUCAUAUAAAAGCAUCAACAGGAAAGGAGGGAGUGCUGAGUGUGUGUUUGGACGUAAUGAUCAGUCCUGGAGGCUGGACCUCACCAGCUCCAGCUCCUCUUUCAGACACAAUAAUAAACAGACUGCACUCCCUCUAGUGGCCAGCUCCAGAAUAGGAGUGUAUGUGGAUCACAGGGCAGGAACUCUGGCCUUCUACAGCAUCUCUGGAGACACAAUGACCCUCCUGCACAGAGUCCACACCACAUUCACACACACACUCUACCCUGGGUUUUUGUUAACUAAAGGAUCAUCAAUGAAGCUGUUGUGA
Engraulis encrasicolus (European anchovy) is the source of this 1442-nucleotide messenger RNA. Its product is annotated as E3 ubiquitin-protein ligase TRIM47-like. Bases 12 to 1442 code for a protein of 476 amino acids. NCBI's taxonomy places the organism in Eukaryota, Metazoa, Chordata, Actinopteri, Clupeiformes, Engraulidae. The transcript is spliced from 4 exons. Gene Ontology annotation, molecular function: protein binding; zinc ion binding. The record is from RefSeq and is a predicted model, not a curated record.